CAUGGCGUACUUCCGCCUGUGUUUCCUGAUCCGGGUCAUCAACGUGGUUUCUGAUGUUUUUAAACGUGCAGCGUUACAUCUGAGUGUCCAAUGGGGGAGUUUAAGGUGCACCGAGUCCGCUUCUUCGACUAUAUGCCCAGCGCCAUUCGGGCCAUGGCCUUCAACCGGCAGAUGGAGCGGCUGGCCGUGGCCCGGGCCGAUGGCGCCGUGGAGAUCUUUAACUUUGCUGACAACUACUUCCAAGAGAAGGUGAUUCCUGGGCGGGACGGGCGAGCUGUGGAGGCUCUUUGUUGGGUGUCUGGCCGCCUGUUCAGCGCCGGUUUGGAUGGCGCCAUCACGGAGUACGACCUGGAGAACCUGAGGCCCCGCUACAGCAUGGAUGCCUACGGGGGGCCGAUCUGGACCCUGAGCAGCAACAGCCAGGGGACGCUGCUGGCGGCUGGCUGCGAGGACGGCACCGUGAAGAUCUUUGAAGUCCUGCAGGACAGAGUCCAGUUUCAGAGGAACCUGGACCGCCAGAAAGGUCGGAUCGUUUCUCUCUGCUGGCAUCCGUCUGGUGGACAGAUCGCCGUGGGAAUGAUGGACAUGCUCCGGAUCUUCGACACACAGACGGGCCACGCCACCCAGAGGAUGCUGGUGGAGCGCGGUCUGGGGGCCUCUAAGAGCAGGGAGGUGGUGGUUUGGAGCGUGGCCUUUCUGUCCGACCACACCGUCAUCAGUGGAGAUUCAGCUGGAAAGGUCCAGAUCUGGGACGGCUUAACUGGAACUCUGAUCCAAACCCAUCUGGUGUCAAAGUGGGACGUCCUGGUUCUGUCCAUUUCCCAGGAUGAGAGCAGCGCGAUGGCCGGGACCUCUGAGGGAACCGUGGUCCAGUUUCAGUUCAUCUCCUCCACAGUGGGACAGCAGGACAGGCAGUGGGUCAGAACCAGGACCUUUAAAAACCACUCUCAUGACGUGAGGGCGCUGGUUCAUACCGACACGGCUGUGGUGUCUGGAGGUAUGGACACUCAGCUGGUAGUGAGACCCCUGCUGGACAAGGUGGAGAAGAACACCCAGGAGUCAGCGCUGCGUAAAAUAGCUUUUCCUCAUAGAAGCCUGGUUAGUUGUGCCAAGAAAGCAGGACUUCUGCUCUUCCAGUUCCCGGAUCAUUUGGAGGUGUGGCGGCUCGGAGAGAGCGACGGAAACGGAGCGCCCUGGGAGAGCCUGCCUGUGAAGAGGAAACCAGAGAAACUGAUCCAGCUGAAGAGGAAGGGAGAGGACCACAUCUGCUGCAGCACGUUGUCUCCAUGUGGCGGCUGGUUAGCUUACUCCACCAUCUGCAGCGUCCACCUCUACAGGCUGCAGCUCAGCAGCAACAACAUCAGCAUCCAGAAGGUGUCCAAACUGCCCAGAGAGCUGCGCUCUGUCCAUCAGCUCUCCUUCUCAUCCGACUCGUCCAGACUGUUCGCAUCCUCCAGUCUGUCCUCCGUCGUCAUGGUUACUCUGGACCAGACAGAGAUAAAACACAUUCACACAUUCAGGCACCAGUCAGGCUCCAAACAGCCGGUCCACAUCCUGUCUCCCAGUGAGGACGGCCAGUGGCUAGCUGCAGCAAACACUGACGGUGAGAUCCACGUCUUCGACCUUCAAAAGAAGACGCUGCACUGCUCGGUGCCGACCUACAGCUCCUGUCCCACAGCGGUCUCCGUCCACCCAAGCGGCUGCAGCCUGGUCUCCGUGCACGCUGACCACCAGAUCUUUGAGUUCUCCCUGAAGCAGAAGGAGUUCACUCAGUGGAGCCGGCAGCUGCAGAGGCGAGGACUUCACCCCCUGUGGCUACAGCGGGACACGCCCAUCACUGGCGUCACCUUCAACCCCAGGAACCCGGCCCAGAUUCUCCUGCACGACACCUUCAUGUUCUGCAUCAUCGACCAGAGUCUGCCGCUUCCCGAGGAACGGACGAAGCUCUACAACCAGGCGCUGCUCCGGAGUCUUCCUCAGACACAGAGGCCCAGAGAAAGCCACGCCUUCAAGAUCUUCAAGAACUUCCAGCAUCUCCUGUGUGUGGCGCUGAUGGAGGACCGGUCUCUGGUGGUGGUGGAGCGCCCCCUGCUGGACAUCAUGUCUCAGCUGCCUGCUCCGGUCCGCCAGAAGAAGUUUGCAACCUGAGUGAUGAUCGCCGUCUGUCCAUGUAGAAGUGAAGAACCUGAACCCGACCCGCCGUGUUGCUUCCUUUUUCAGGACGAUUCCACGGAAACACUUGAAGCAGAACCGGUUCCAGGUUCUGAUGCAGCAGGACCUGGAACCGGUUCUUUAUUUCAGGGCUGCUGGGUUUCCACAUGGUUCCUCACAGCUGUUCAGACAGUCUGGACUGUGACUUUGGUUUUUACUCAGUUUAACAGAAACUGGAUGUUAUGAAGAAAAACCAGACAUGAUUCAGUCAGCUGAAACAUCUUCAGACAUUUUAUUUUUGAU
Cyprinodon variegatus (sheepshead minnow) is the source of this 2454-nucleotide messenger RNA. RefSeq names its product UTP4 small subunit processome component (gene utp4). Bases 91 to 2148 code for a protein of 685 amino acids. NCBI's taxonomy places the organism in Eukaryota, Metazoa, Chordata, Actinopteri, Cyprinodontiformes, Cyprinodontidae. The transcript is spliced from 17 exons. The record is from RefSeq and is a predicted model, not a curated record. Gene Ontology annotation, biological process: maturation of SSU-rRNA from tricistronic rRNA transcript (SSU-rRNA, 5.8S rRNA, LSU-rRNA). Gene Ontology annotation, cellular component: t-UTP complex; 90S preribosome; small-subunit processome. Gene Ontology annotation, molecular function: protein binding; RNA binding.